AUACAGGUCCCAGCUAGGAAGCUAACGCGAACUCUGUGCUAGUGUGUUCUGAGAAAAUGUCUCCACUAAGUGAUAAUCCAGCUGAAAAGGACAGGUUUAUCUGCAUAUACCCUUCCUAUGUAAAUAGUAAGAAGACCCUAGCAGAGGGGAGACGGAUACCUGCUGAAAAGGCAGUGGAGAAUCCUACAUGUGCUGAAAUCCGUGAUGUGUUGACAGCAGCAGGGGCAAAUGUUCUUGUGGAGAACAAGAUGUACUCUAGAGAGUGGAACAGAGACGUGACGUUCAGAGGAAGAGUACGUGUUCAGUUGAAGCAGGAGGAUGGAACUCUCUGCUCAGACAAGUUUGCAUCACGUAAAGAUGUGAUGAUCUACUGUGCUGAGAUGAUCCCCAAACUGAAGACCAGGACCCAGAAGGGUGCAGGGGCAGACUCCGGCUCCCAGCAAGGGGAGGGCAGCAAGAAAAGCAAGAAGAAGAGGAAGUAGAGGCCCUGCCCAGUCACACAAAGGUCCCCAUAUUACUGUUCAGUUUACUGUAAGAAACUAACCAACCAAGGAAGAAAGUCUGUCCCAAGGAACUGGCAAGUGUCAAACAGAAAGAGUGAGAAAAUGAUAAUUUAUGUGACGUAAUUAUUUGGUAUUGGCCCAUAUGUACGAUGCUAUGGGAUAUGCCGUAUGUGAUUAUGCCAACAGUCAAAUGUAAACAUUUAUAUUUUGUGAAUUAUGUAUACAUCAAAGUAUUGUUUCAAUUGCUUGAAGGGAAAUAAAAGUCAAAUAGACAAUGAUUGCUUCCACUUUGUUCUGACAGUAAGAAUCAAUUGUAUUACCUUUGUCAAGUUAUUAUGGAACUUUCUUAACAUUUACCCAUCCCUUAUUUGCAUAUAUUUUUUUACAGAUAUUUCCUUCCUCAUAUGCGUCUUUAUAAAAUAAAUGACUUGAGGUCACACAUAC
Oncorhynchus mykiss (rainbow trout) is the source of this 947-nucleotide messenger RNA. It is a transcript of the gene srp19, whose product is annotated as signal recognition particle 19. NCBI's taxonomy places the organism in Eukaryota, Metazoa, Chordata, Actinopteri, Salmoniformes, Salmonidae. Gene Ontology annotation, molecular function: 7S RNA binding. The record is from RefSeq and is marked provisional. Gene Ontology annotation, cellular component: signal recognition particle, endoplasmic reticulum targeting. Gene Ontology annotation, biological process: SRP-dependent cotranslational protein targeting to membrane; SRP-dependent cotranslational protein targeting to membrane, signal sequence recognition.